Raphanus sativus (radish) is the source of this 671-nucleotide messenger RNA. Its product is annotated as MLP-like protein 328. The transcript is spliced from 2 exons. Bases 70 to 516 code for a protein of 148 amino acids. NCBI's taxonomy places the organism in Eukaryota, Viridiplantae, Streptophyta, Magnoliopsida, Brassicales, Brassicaceae. Gene Ontology annotation, biological process: defense response. The record is from RefSeq and is a predicted model, not a curated record.
UUCUCGAAGUAUUAAAGAUAUAUAAGACAACACAAGAGUAACUGUGAUAAACUAGAAAAUUGUGGAGCCAUGGCGGUCAUUGAGACUCUCGACCUAGAGAUCCAAGUGAACAUGCCGGCCGAUAGAUUUUUCAACAGUUUCAAGAAUAAAGAAGGAAGUUUCACAGACAAGACAGAAGCAGUUUCCAUUCAUCAUGACGAUACCAACUCCAACUCCUCGAUUCAAAUCUGGAAUCUCAUCGUAGAUGGAAAGAUGGAGCAGAUUAAGGAGAAGACAGAGGUUGAUGAAGAGAACAUGUCGGUUUCUUUCUUAGCUAUGGAAGGAGAUGUGUUAGAGCAGUACAAGAGCUACAAGAUAACACUUGACGUUGUUCCUAAAGAUGAUGGAGUUUGUAUUGCCAAGUGGAAAUGGGAAUACGAGAAGCUAAACGACGGCGUUCCUCCUCCUACCAAAUAUGUUGCCUUCGUUGCAGAUUACACGCGUGACCUCGAGACUAGGUUGUUGUCUGAAUCAUAAACAUCUCACCAACGUCGUCUUCGAGUUUGCUUGUUAAAAUAAAAUAAAAUCUUCUUAUCCAAGGAUCUUUGUUUUGGUGCCUCUUGGGACUUGUUUACAGUUUUUAAUAAUGUAUGACCUUAUCAUACUUGAAAUAAAAUCUGAUUAAAAUCUUG